AUGGUAGCUGGCAAGCCAACUGUAUUCAUUAAUCAAUAUAUCCAAUUCUUAAAAUCAAUUCUUGCGCUUGAAGUUAAGUUUAGGCAAACUCCACUUUCUCACUCUCAACAAGUAGUAGAGAACAAGCAUACCAACAGUGUUGGUGAUGAUAUAAACGCAGAAGAAACCAAUAUUUCUCCAUCUGUGGCUGUAACUCAUUCCAACUGUCUUCAGCCACUCGUCUCCGACUCUGUACAAGCAGACACCACAGUUGGAUGUAGCGUCAGGGUUCUGCACGUAUCCAGAGUAGUUUUCAAAGUACUCGGCAAGGUAGCUACCACAGGUCUCUCCUUGUGGAGGGUUCAAGUAGUUGAGCUCCUGAGCAGAACAGUGGACUUCUCUAUCGUGCAGCAAAAUACCAACCAAGUUCUCCACGAUAUAGGUGAAUGGAGAGAGUCUCCACAUAAAGUGCCAGAAACCAGGCAUCAGGCUUGGGCUUUGCACCACACCACAGAACGAGAUCACAAAACCAAGGGUAACAUAGUAAAUUUGGAAGAAAAUCGACUGGGUGAACCACCACAAUCCGGCACGCGAUGGCUCGUUGUCGAGCUGAAUAGGGAAGUACCAGCAGAUGAAGUAAACGGUACCAAAUGCGAUCGAGUAUGGAAUCUCAACAAGCACUUGGGAAAGCAGCAAACAGGACCAGUGGAAAGUGUUGGACUUGGACUCUCUGAUCUCGAAGAGCUCUCUCGAUUUGAUAGCUCUUUCUUGGAUCUGGUUUGUCAAUGGUGCACUAACCACAAGGGCCAUGAAACAGGCAAACAUGACGUUUUGCAUACCAACGUUGGUGUGCUUGACGUUCCAGAAAGAGAAACCAACCAGCAAACCAGCCAGCAACAUGAGCAUGAACUUGGCCAUCACGUAGUCCAGGUCCCUAUAGAAUUGGAACCAGGUUCUUCUCAAAACGUUUCUGAACUGCACAGCGUAUGGGACGGCGUAACGAGAUUCAGUGGUCUUGGCGUAGAGAGGACUGUUCUUCCAGAUCUCGAACCAAUCCUCUUGGACAGUAGCAGUAGCACCAGCACCAAUGACCUCCAAAAUGUACUCAGCAGGGUUCUCGCUGUCGUCACACUUUCUUCCUCCAUUAGACUCAAAGUAGUCAAGCAUGAUACGAGAACUUGGUCCAAUGUCUCCGAAAUAAACGGUCUGACCACCUCUCUUCAGCAAAAGCAGUCGGUCAAAUUGUUCAAACAAAGUGGCAGAAGGCUGAUGAAUGGUACAUAG
Messenger RNA from Ogataea philodendri, 1263 nucleotides. RefSeq lists its product as uncharacterized. Bases 1 to 1263 code for a protein of 420 amino acids. NCBI's taxonomy places the organism in Eukaryota, Fungi, Ascomycota, Pichiomycetes, Pichiales, Pichiaceae. The transcript has 4 exons. The record is from RefSeq and is a predicted model, not a curated record.